AUGGCAUCAGGAGCUGGCACUGUCCCCGGGGAUGAGCACGUGCCCAGCGGAGGCUUCAUCCGUGGCUUGAAGAUAGAGGCGGCCCUGCCUCGAGCCAUCGCCGUGCGGGACGAGGCGGCACCAGGGGCCACCGCGCGGCGCGUCCCCGGAGCAGCAUCUGAGGGCGGCAGGUCAGCCCGGGAGGCUCGGCCAACACGCUCGUCCCUUCCCGCGAGGCUGCUCCUGGGCCUGGGUCCCCGAGGGCCACGGAGCCCAGGGAGGCCGGUCCUCCCGGUGGCCGCCUCCGCGGGCCCGGGUCCAGGGCCUCCCGGGCCUCCCCUGCGUCCCGGCCGCCUUGCUGAGGCGGGGCCCCCGGGCCCAGGCCCGGCCACCGACGCCUGCGCUGUCCUCGGCGGGCGGGUCCUGUCCCGAGGGCCGCAGCCGGCGGAGGGGGGGCCGUGGGGCUCUUGUCCUCGGGGCGGGGGACAGGGUGGCGGCCUCCCCCCGGGCGCACAGCUCCCUGCUCCGCCCCGAGGGCCGCCCGCCCUGUCGCCGGCCUGUCCGGCCUGUCCCCCAGCCUGCGGGGUGGCUCGUGCCCGGGCCCCGGCCCUGGGCGGUCAGCAGAGCUGUGACACACGGGUCCCCUGCCACGGUCCGGACCUUCCUCAGACUGCGGAGGAGAGUCGGGGGGCCCCAGGCCGGGGAGCGCUUGAGAGGCGGGGCUCUGACCUCGGUGACCUCUGCGCGCCCAGCAGCCCUGCCCUCAACCCUGCGGCUUGGUGCAAAGCAGGCCUGGUGCCCACCCAGCUCCCCACCCCCCGCGUGGGGGCUCCGGCCUCCCAGCCUCAGGUCCUCACCUGUCAAACGGCAAACAGCAUCCGCCUCCCUUCUGAAAGGUGUCCCCACUGCAGCCCCACUGGGCCACCAGAGCGCCGUGGGCAGCAGGAAGGGCUGGAGCCCAGGGUCUCGGGGCCCACCCCGGGGUCCUGCCCAGGCCCUCAGGACACUGCUCCUGCCGACCUACGCUGCGGGCCCACCAGAGUCCUCCCGACCCCACACCCUCAGCCCUGCAGGGAGCGCACAGUGGGGCGCCCGGGGCCCCCAGCUGCUCUAACCGGGGCUCGGCACCCAGACCAGGGCAGGGCCCGGGCGCCCACCGCCCUGCAGCCGGGGACGCUGUGCCACUCGGCAGGUGACCCGCCGCCGCCGAGGCCGGAGCCCCCGAGGACGGCCGGGAGCACCGAGAGCUGGGGGUUCCAGCUCCUUCGGAGGGGGCCCUCAGCCGGGAUCCCCUUUCCUUUGGGCCUCUUUGGAGUUUAUGGGAGUUUUACGGAGGGGAGCCGCGCGGCCAACCCCAGGGGCAGGGCGCGCCCUGCUGGCGGCGCCGGGAACCGCAGGCGCGAGCGGCCGAGAAGCGGGUCUCGGAGCCCCACGGGCCAAAGCUGGGAGCCCGCCCUGCGCCCCGCCGCCGCCCGUGACGGUUCCCGGCGCCCGGCCCUGCCCCCGCCUGCAGGGCCCCCCGGGCUCCUCCGCGCACAGCUGCGCCCCGAGCUCUGGGGGCGGCCGGCCUCCCCCCUGCAGGAAGGGCCUGCCCCGGGGCCCACAGGCCCCUGCCUUGCUCCCCCGGGGCCCCCGACUCGGGGUUGGCCUCCGAGCAAGGCAGGACUCCGAGCCCCCGCAGCUCCUCCCCUCCUGCGGGCCGGGGCGCGGGGUGCGGGCGCGGGGAGGCCCCGGGACAAGCACUCUCGGGGCAGCGAGGAGACCCCCAGCCAGCGGUGGCCCCCGGGCUGGCAGGAUGGGCCUGCUGGCCCCCCGGCUGGGGUGGGGGGGGCACCCCGCCUCCUGCGCCCUCCAGGGCUCCGCUCAGAGCCAGGCCGCGUGCGCCAUCACCCUUGGCCCAGGGAGGCCGAGCUCCAGCCCUGCUGCGCGGGGGACACAGGCCAGGAGACACCUGCAGAUGGGGUCGCAGGCCAGGAGGUCUGCAGGAGCGAGGCCGGCAGCAGCUAG
This is a messenger RNA of Canis lupus familiaris (dog), 1986 nucleotides long. Its product is annotated as basic proline-rich protein-like. The record is from RefSeq and is a predicted model, not a curated record. The transcript has 5 exons. Bases 1 to 1986 code for a protein of 661 amino acids. Lineage: Eukaryota; Metazoa; Chordata; Mammalia; Carnivora; Canidae.